Molecule: messenger RNA, 1110 nt
Organism: Mesorhabditis spiculigera
Lineage: Eukaryota; Metazoa; Nematoda; Chromadorea; Rhabditida; Rhabditidae
Source: the annotation of a GenBank genome assembly
AUGAGCGCCCUUGGAAAAUUUGUCGGCUCGCAGACUGUCCGUGAGCUGUUGCAAAAAGGAAUCAUCAACAAAGAAGGCGUUCGGCUCCUCGACUGCAGUUUCGUGCCCGGCGUCAAGCCCGACUGGAAAAAGUUUCGCCUCGAGCAGUAUGGGAAGUUCGACAAAUUGGCCCAGGCCAAAACACGUGGCCGUGAAAUGUACUUGGCUGGUCAUAUCCCCGAGGCUGUUCACGCUGACCUGGAUUUGGCCAUGUAUCCGGGCCAGUACGAGCGCUUUUCACAGUAUCCGCCCGAGGUUUUUGAGCAGUAUAUCGAAUUACUCGGCGUGAACCGCGGUGAGCAUUUGAUCCUAUACGGUCGUGGGGCCUAUCACGGAAUGAUGUGGCCGGCUCGAUUUGCUUGGCUGUUCAAGUCCUACGGUCAUCAAGAAGUCUCGUUGCUCGAUGGCGGUCUGGAAGAUUGGGCUAAUCGCGGUUUCGAGAUCACUCAAGAAGUUCCAAAAUUACCGAAAGGCAACUGGAAAGCCGGUGACCACUUCAAGGAGACGCUCAUCACCUUCGAAGAGCUCGAGUCUGUGAAUGGGAAUUACGAACCCAAGCCCGUGCCCGACAUCGAGCCCACGGAUCCGGAGGCAGAGCAAAAGGAGAAGGAGGCAAAGUGGAGCAAGGAGAUGGAGGACUGGGAGAAGCGGAACCGGGGCCACAUGCUCAUUGAUCAGACGUCGUCGAUCAAUUUCCUCGACUCACGACCGCGAGCGCAGUUCGAAGGUUUGCAGGAAAGCGGGCUUAAUCAGAUGUACUGCGACGCCGCCCACAUUCCCGGCUUCCUGAAUCUCCCGGUCGGCGAGAUGUUCACCGACGAGGGAACGAUCAAGGAUCCCGCCAUGAUCAAAGCUUGGCUCGAAGAAAAUGGCUUCUCGGCUGGGAAGCCGACGGUGACGCAGUGCAUGACGGGGAUGCAGGCAUCACUUUUGGCCUACGGAAUCGAAUACGCCCUUCCGGAUCACCGCCCAAGAUUGCAUAGCGGUAGCCUGAAGGAAAUGGAAGUGCGCGACCCCCGUAAAGUCAGCGGCGGCCACCGUCACAUCCCGCUAUCCGCCAACGCUAAGCUU